GCAGGGUCCAUUACAGCCACCACUACCACCACCAUCACGGCCUCUACUCAUCGCCAUCAUCGCAUCGUGACAUCCGCCCUCUGCAGCGAUCAGCGCCAAUCGCAUCACUGUCCUUGGCGUUGAUGCCAGUCCCAGUGCUCGAUUCCACUCCAAGUCAGCCACUGCUCAGCAGCAACAUGAAGAGUGCUCGCGGCGACUCGGGCACCUACCGCCUACCGCCACUCGAGUCACUCUCCGCAUCAGCAUCUCCAUCGCGAUCAUCGCCCUACUCAGCAGGGCCUAAUGGCGAUGGAUCCGGCCCCAGUGCCAGUGCUAGCGGUAGUGGUGGCCGCGUCAGCUUGCCAGGUAUCGCGCAUUUCAAUCAACGUGGGCCGCCUCAUACCAGUUUCGACUCGCCGAGGAAGACGGUAGCUGCUGCUCGACGAUCGAGAUCGCCGCAAACCCUGGAAUGGACAGCCAAGGACGAGUCCUGAGCAAGGGAGGAGAGUGACAUCGACAUCUUCAGCGGCCAGUCACCUUGAUGCCGACCGCAAUGGAGGAGCUGUGCCACCACCGCUCAACGCCGACGGCCCUCCUCGAGGCUCUUGCCCAGGCGGCGGCCUCUGC
This is a messenger RNA of Jaminaea rosea, 606 nucleotides long. RefSeq lists its product as hypothetical. The transcript has 3 exons. The record is from RefSeq and is a predicted model, not a curated record. The coding region runs from base 123 to 473 and encodes 116 amino acids. NCBI's taxonomy places the organism in Eukaryota, Fungi, Basidiomycota, Exobasidiomycetes, Microstromatales.